Thermothielavioides terrestris NRRL 8126 is the source of this 966-nucleotide messenger RNA. RefSeq lists its product as uncharacterized. The annotation marks the transcript as partial. The transcript has 2 exons. Lineage: Eukaryota; Fungi; Ascomycota; Sordariomycetes; Sordariales; Chaetomiaceae. The record is from RefSeq and is a predicted model, not a curated record.
UUCCCCACGCCGCUGCCGCAGUCUCCCCGCUCUGACAUCCUCGAAUGGCGCUUCCCCAAGCCGUACCACAACCUGACGCUCACGGGGCGGUCGCGGGCGGCGUGGCACACGUCAUUCGUGAUCCCGCAGCUCAACCUGCUGCUCGACGCCGGCCUGGUGGUCAACAACCUGCGGCCCAAGCACAUCUUCCUCACGCACGGCCACAGCGACCACACGCUGCUGACGCCCGCCUUCGUCAAGCGCAGCGACCCGCCCGACAUAUUCUGCCCUGCCGAGAUGAAGGACGCCCUCGACGGCUUCAUCAACGCCAAGACGAUGCUGAGCGAAGGAGGCGGCAUCUGGCCCCCCGAGAGCAACGCCACCGCCACCAAACCACCACCACCACUCCACCCCCUCCUCCGCACGCACACCACCCACGGCCUGCACCCAGGCACCACCGUAACCCUGCGCCACCUCUCCCCACCGCCAACCUACACCGCGACCGCCUUCGCGUGCGACCACACGGUGCCGUGCCUAGGCUACCUGUUCAGCGCGGUGACGCCGAAGCUGCAGCCGCAGUACCGGGGCCUGCCGGGGGCCGAGCUGCGGCGGCUGCGCGAGGAGGAGGGGGUGGCGAUCACGGCGCCGGCGGCGGCGCCCGUGCUGGCGUUCCUGGGCGACGGCACGGCGGCGACGCUGCGCGACCGGCCCGAGACCGUCGGGCUGGACCGCGGCGUCGCGGUCGUCGUCACCGAGUGCAGCUUCCUGUGGGAGGAGCACCGCGCGCAGGCCGAGCGCACCAGGCACACCCUCUGGUCGGACCUCGAGCCGGUUGUGCGGCGCUGGCCGCGCACGGUGUUUGUGCUGGUGCAUUUUAGUUUGCGGUACUCGGAUGAGGAGAUCAGGAGGUUUUUUAGGGGGAGGGAGGGGCUCGGGAAUGUGGUUGUUUGGGUUGAUGGGAGGGGGGAUGGGGAGGGGGAGGGGAAA